CCAGCAUCUGUCCUGAGCCCUCGUGCCAGGUGCCAGGGCGACAAAGAGGAACGCGGCUGUGUGGUUAGGGAGGGUGCGAGUGGGCCGCCUACCGCAGGAACCGGGUGCCAAGGGUCCGGCGCUUGGGUUCCAGGUGCAGGAGCCGCCAGAGAAGAGCUGCCGUUGGCGGGAAGAUCCAUGACGCGCCAGAGUCCCCUUACGUGUGUCUGUAUUUCUGCACUCUGGAAAGCAAAGCGGUCCAGAGAGAGAUUUUUCUGAUACCUCUCGAUUGCUUUUUGGGCGUCACUUGUCUCUUCUUCCGAAUGGGAAUAAGGCCGGUGGACCUCCCUCCUCGUGCGCUGCUGGGAGUUAAGGGUCAUCCUCUCCUGCUGACCCCAUCAAAUACCAACAUGCCUACAGCCCUGUGCCCCCGUGUCUUGGCUCCGAAGGAAAGCGAGGAGCCUCGGAAAAUGAGGAGCCCACCUGGAGAGAACCCCUGUCCCCAGGGGGAACUUCCCAGCCCUGAGUCCUCCCGCCGCCUCUUCCGGCGGUUCCGCUACCAAGAGGCAGCAGGCCCUCGGGAGGCCCUGCACCGCCUCUGGGCCUUGUGCCGGGGCUGGCUGCGGCCAGAGAGGCACACCAAGGAGCAGAUCCUGGAGCUGCUGGUAGUAGAGCAGUUCCUGGCCAUCUUGCCCUGGGAGAUCCAGAGCUGGGUGCGGGCACAGGAGCCUGAGAGCGGAGAACAGGCCGUGGCUGCGGUGGAGGCGCUGGAACGGGAGCCUGGGAGACCCUGGCAAUGGCUCAAACACUGUGAAGACCCUGUGGUGAUUGAUGAUGGGGACAGCCCUCCAGACCAGGAGCAGGAGCAGCAGCCAGCAGAACCACAAACUGACCUUGCAAAGAGUGAGGAUGCCUCGUCCGUGGACCUGGGCCUGGGGCUCCCAAGCAGAACAGGCCAGUUUGGCGGAGACCCAGUUCCUCAAGAUACUGCCCUUCUUCAAGAAGAGAGUGAGAGGGAUGCACAGCACGUGGCUGCCUUCCAGCUGCCCCCGAGUCGGGUCUCUCCAUUCAAGGACAUGAUCUUGUGCUUCUCUGAAGAGGACUGGUCCCUUCUCGACCCUGCCCAGACUGGCUUCUAUGGAGAGUUCAUCAUUGGGGAGGACUGCGGGGUCUCAAUGCCUUCGAGUGACCCCACUUCCCAGCCAGAUCCCUCCCAGGGAGAGGAAGGUGAGCCCCGGCUUCCAGACUUGCAGAACCUCCAGGGGAAAGAAGUACCCCAGGUCUCCUACUUGGACUUUCCAAGUCUCCAGCCAUCCCAGAUGGAAGAGCGAAGGAAACGGGAUGAGCUGCAGGUGCCAGAGUCCCAGGGGUGCCCGCAGACGGCGCUGAUCCACAGCCCCUGUCCAGCCGGCACUGACCCGUCCCCACUAGAAAAUGGCCUCGAUGGGGAGGUGACCAUUGAGAUUGUCCUGUCCAGCUCCGGGGAAGAGGAGUCCCAGCACGAACAGUACUGCAAGGAGGAGUCUCAGGGUCCCGGGACGAGGCAGCAUGGCGUCUCCAUGGCCCGCCGCAGCACUGCCGAGGGGGGUGAGGCACAGACCUCCAAGAAGUCCUACGUGUGUCCCAACUGUGGCAAAAUCUUCCGCUGGAGGGUCAACUUCAUACGGCAUCUGCGGAGCCGCAGGGAGCGAGAGAAGCCGCAUGCAUGCUCGGUGUGCGGGGAGCUGUUCAGUGACAGCGAGGACCUGGAUGGGCAUCUGGAGACCCACGAGGCCCAGAAGCCCUAUAGGUGUGGUGCCUGUGGAAAGAGCUUCCGCCUCAAUGCCCAUCUGUUGUCACACAGGCGAAUGCACCUGCAGCCGGACACAUGUGAGCUGGGGGAGAUGAGAGACCCAGGGGGUUCAGGGAGCGAAGGUGGGUCUCCCGAUGCCAGGCUGGAACCCAGAAAGGACAAGCUGCAGUUCCGGUGCUGUGACUGCGGGAAGGUGUUCCAGCGGCACGACCACCUGGCCCGGCACCGUAGCACUGUGCACCUGAAGGACAGAGCUCUGCCUUUCCAGUGCAGAUACUGUGUCAAAAGUUUCUCGCAGAACAGUGACCUCCUCCGCCACCAGCGCCUGCACCUGAGGCGCCGCUCCCAGCAGGCUCUGAACUCCUACUGAGCCCCUGUGAGGCCCACCUGAGCUGGGCUCCCAGCUCGCACUGGUGCUGAUCAGGUCCCCACCGGCACUUCCAGAAUGGAGCACACACCUUCUCCUACCUGACUUCCUGAGGUGCCAUGGAGGUAGCUCCCCACCCCAAGGAGAUCAUGGCCAUUUGAGUUUUGCUGUUUCUGCUAUGCCAAAAAUAAGGAGGGCAUGUCCUUACCAGCUUCCACAACCAGGGUGUCUGUGUAGUGGAGAUCCCUGCCUCAUACUCCCAGGCACAAGGAGGGACUGGGCUGCCUCUGGGCAUUGACCCCUUUGUCACUAACCAACUUUCAGUGCACCCCUCAGUCUCCUGUCUGAACACAUGGAUCCUGAGGCCCAAGGCGGCUGCCCUUCCUGUCUGUGGCAGCUGGGAAGAAGGCAGUAAGGCAGUGGGACCGCCCAAGGGGAGCAGGCCAGCACAUUCAGCUGUGCUUUCCUCAGACAUCUGCCCUGAGGUCAGUGGCUAUCAGGCCCACAGCAGCACCCCACAGACCCCAAGAUGAUCAGGUGGUCCACCUGGGCCUGGAGUUGGUGGUGAGGAGCUCUAGAAUUCAAGGCUGGGAAACUGUCAGGGUGGUUAUUAGGGGUCAGGAGCUCACUGAGGGCAGGACUUAAAUUUUAAAUUAUGGUGCACCCACUUUCCAAAAGUACUUUGUACUCCAGAGGUCCUUAGUAAAUGCUUGUGGGAUGGGAGCUGAAUUGUCAUCAUUUAAAGGUGCUUAAAUUCCUGCUCCCUUAUAUCCUGUCAGGAAGGUAGAACUCAGCCCCCUGUGAGGGCUUUCUGUUAUGGCAGGCCAUGCCUUGGACAGAGCCUUCCAUGACAUGUAACACUUUAGCCUGCUAUAGAUAUGUAUGUAUAAUGUAGCAAUGGCUGGCUUGGGGCAACACAAGUAUGUGCUCUCAGAAUUCCGGGGGUUGCAGAUCAAGGUGUUGACAGAGCUGGAGCCUUCUGUGGGCUGAGGGAGUCCCCUCAUGCUUUUGGCGGUUUGCGGCAGUUGUUGCUGUUCCUUGUCUAGAAGGAGUCUUACCCUGGCUCUGCCUUCCUCACAUGGAGCUCUCCAUGUGACUCCAUCUCUAAAUUCCCCUUUUUUAUAAGGACACCAAUCACACUGGUUAGGGCCCACUCAGCCUACUCCAGUAUAACCUCUUUACAUUGCAGUGACUGUUUCCAAAUUAGGUUGCAUUCUGAGGUACUAGGGAGGACUUCAACUUGAGAAUUUGGCGGAGAGGAAUAAUUCAUCCACUACAGACCAUUCCAUGGUGCUGACAUUUGUUAGUCACAGAUGAAUCAAUACAAAACUCAGCUACCUGAGCACUGUCCAUGGAAGGCAGGUUCAGACUCACAUGCCUGCUUUUAGGGCUGAUGUCCCCUGCAUGGGAGAAUCUUAGAAAGCUGGAAUUUGGGAGCUCUGGGCUAUUAGUUACCAGUGUUAGUGAAACCUCAAGGAAUCAAAAAUGAGGAUUUAUUGUUCGUAAAAACUGAUUAUGUCAUGUAGGCUCAGUGAUGAGAGGGUCUCAUGGCUGUAGUGUAACUAGGGCUGAAUCUGAAAGCCACAACCAGGAAGAUAUUUUGUGUUGUCCAUGUCAGAUCUGCCCAUAGGCAGAGAGUGUUGAGAGAAAGGUAAGUGGGUAAAUGAAGGCAAGAUGUCUAGCGUUCCUUGUCACUCAUAUAAUUUCCACCUCAAGAAACCUUUGCUCAAACCCAACAAGAGAGUUAUAAGGCUUUUGCCUUAAUGUCUGUUUCUGUGUAGAGUAGAUGUGUCUACAUACCCAGGAGCAGUAAGUACAAUAAAACCACUUGGUCAUACCAUGAUCAGAAAUAAACUAUUGGGGCUUUUAGUUUCUAAAUAGUUUGCAUCUUGUAUUCACCAGCUUGGAGAAGGAUAAAUUGGAUCUUUCUAGUUGGGGAAGGGAUGCUCUUAAUGGGAGCUCAACCCUCUGUGCAUACAUUUAUCUAACCCACCUGUGAGUUCUUGGCUGGCCUGAGGAUUUUAUCAGCAGGUCCAUGGUCUUAGGGAGGUUACGCUCUUGCUUCACACAUUUGUCUAAAAGAGAAACAGCGCUCCACUUACCAUUGUGUGUUAUAUGUAAAGUCAGAUCAUAUUAAAGUGGCAGAGUGAAAUGUACUGGAGCUGGAAUCCACCAGGACAUUGUGUAUCCUUGUCCCACCAAGUGCUGUCCAGGAACUCCCAUCAGUGAUCCAAACUGACUCAGUAACAGGAAGGUGACACACUUCUGAAUUUGGAAGCCUUCCUGGGUGAGGUGGCUUAAACCCAAGGUCAAUUCCAUGCAGAUGUGGGCUACCUGCUCAUUGGAAAUUCCACUCCACCUCAGUGCAGGUCAGGGUUGAGUAGAGCUGGACCAAAUUUAUCUGUCUCCCUUUUAGUCACUGAUAUUUUUGCUCUCAGCCCAAAGCAUCUGUCUCGCUCAGUUCUCAGCCAUGCUCUCUCCCUCAUGAGGCAAUCUUUGUGUCCACCUCCCAUGGGCUAAGACCACCUCCCUGUAUUCCUCUGAUCUCUUGGCAUCAUUCCCUCAAACUCACAGGUACAUAAUAAAACCUGACUCAUUGAAUUAA
Messenger RNA from Tupaia belangeri chinensis (Chinese tree shrew), 4743 nucleotides. It is a transcript of the gene ZNF496, whose product is annotated as zinc finger protein 496. NCBI's taxonomy places the organism in Eukaryota, Metazoa, Chordata, Mammalia, Scandentia, Tupaiidae. The coding region runs from base 303 to 2141 and encodes 612 amino acids. The transcript is spliced from 8 exons. The record is from RefSeq and is a predicted model, not a curated record. Gene Ontology annotation, molecular function: DNA-binding transcription factor activity, RNA polymerase II-specific; RNA polymerase II cis-regulatory region sequence-specific DNA binding. Gene Ontology annotation, biological process: regulation of transcription by RNA polymerase II.